AAAAAGGCCAUGGAUCAGUUCGUGGAGCUACUACUACAAGGUGAAAAUGAAAUCUCCUGGUAUGAAGCGCUUCCACCAAUUAGCACCGGUUCUUUUCAGCCAUAUUCAUUAACACCCAGAGUGGAGACUGCUGGUUGUAAUAAUGCAGGGAACAUGAACAAGAGAAUGAUCGAGUACUUGAGGACGAUCGAUCAGGUUUCGAAAACGACAGCAAAAGACGACGAUAAACAGAGGAAUGUGAAGCACAAAUUGAAUGAGAGACAGAGAAGAGAAAAGGAGAAAAAUUGCUACUUUGCCUUGUAUUCCAUGCUCGCUCCUGGUACCAAGAAUGAUAAGAAGUCGAUAGUUCAGAUGGCAACUAAGAGAGUUGAAGAGCUGGAAUUGGUAAAGAAGGAUUUGGAGAGGAGGAACAAGGAAUUGCAGGCAAAUAAUGAAGGAAACAAGAUCAGAGUGAAGAUAGAUAAUCCAGUGUAUGGGAUCGAUUCAGUGUUAAAGGCUUUGAAAUGCUUGAAGACACUGGAUUCUAAACCCAGAAUGAUCCAAUCAAACUUUAUAGAUCAAGAAUUCCUUGCAGUUUUGGAUACUUCAACCCAGAUGGGAGCUGCAGAUGUGGAAAAUGCAUUAAAUAAAGCAAUGCAAGAGGCUAGGAGGAAGCCUGGGGACCGUUGGACGGCAUGACUCGCUAAAAAAAAUAAGAUUCAA
Hibiscus syriacus is the source of this 702-nucleotide messenger RNA. Its product is annotated as transcription factor bHLH92-like. NCBI's taxonomy places the organism in Eukaryota, Viridiplantae, Streptophyta, Magnoliopsida, Malvales, Malvaceae. The transcript is spliced from 3 exons. The record is from RefSeq and is a predicted model, not a curated record. Gene Ontology annotation, molecular function: protein dimerization activity. Bases 10 to 678 code for a protein of 222 amino acids.